Molecule: messenger RNA, 1308 nt
Organism: Sitodiplosis mosellana (orange wheat blossom midge)
Lineage: Eukaryota; Metazoa; Arthropoda; Insecta; Diptera; Cecidomyiidae
Product: cold shock domain-containing protein CG9705
Exons: 3
Coding region: 221-616 (131 amino acids)
Biological process (GO): regulation of mRNA stability
Cellular component (GO): cytoplasm
Molecular function (GO): mRNA 3'-UTR binding
Source: RefSeq, a predicted model, not a curated record
CGACGGUAACACUCAAACUGUGAGCACACAGUGGCGUUCAUACUGUCCUUGACGAUCCAUCAUUCACACACUACUCUUCUUAUUGUUUACCUCUUUUUAUUAUUUCGAUUCGAUUCGAUUCGGUUUCAUGUUUUUUGUUCAUCUGUGGUGCUUCGAUAAAUAUUGGAAUAUAUUGGCAGUGAAUUAAUAACAUUGGAAAGUAAAACAAAAAUUGAGUAAAAUGUCAUCACCAGAUAAUUCACCAAAUCGUUCCAUCAAUAAUUCGCAAUUGCAAUUGCCAAGCCCCAUUAUAACGAGACGAACACGAACCGCAUCCACCUCGGCUCGGGCAUUGGCCAAUCCCAUUGAAACGGGUAUCGUAAAAAGUUUCAGUCGUGACAAAGGCCAUGGAUUUAUCACUCCCAAAAAUGGCGGCGAAGACAUAUUCGUACAUAUUUCAGAUAUCGAAGGCGAAUACGUUCCUAUGACUGGGGAUGAAGUCAGAUUCCGGCUGUGCAUUAUUCCACCCAAAAAUGAAAAGCAACAAGCCGUUCACUGUGAAAUCAUCAAUUUCUGUCCAAAGAAACACAAGCGAUGGGAAGACUCAUGCGCCGAUGAAGGCCAUUUCGUCAAUUGAUUCAAAAAAAAAAAAAAAAUGGAAACGAAGCAAAGACAGACAACACUGCAACGACGAAACAACAAAUCGAACAACUUUCUAUUCACUUGAUGUUCAUACGAUAAAUAAUAAAAAAAAAAUAACAGCGAUUAUGAUAAAAUAAAUGAAACAAGAUUUCCAUAAAUAUGCGAUAGCGAGAUCUAGUUACAAGGAUGCUAAAUUCGCCGUGCACAAUGUUUACUACGCUUUUCGAUCAGAACAGACAUAAAGCAAAGAGAGACCGAUACAAAGAAUAUAAAUAGACCAAUCAAUUCAACUUUUUUUGCAAGCACACGCUUCUAUCGAGAGCAUAAAUGCAACGUUUCUAAUUAAGUCAUGAACGAUGGCCAGCAAACUCAAAAACAAACCGAAGGGUUUUUCCUAUGGGAAAACUCUAUGAAACAAUUAUUUACUGAUUGAUUUUAAUUUGUAACCUAUAUUCAAUAGAAAAAUUAGAAACUUAAAAUGAUGUUAGAGAGCAAAGUAGAUGCUGAUAGAUCCGAUUCAUUUCAAUUCAAAUCUUUGCUUAAAAUAUGCACCGAAUGAUUAGUGAAAACUAACUUUCCAAUUUUCUCUCUCUUCUCUUGUCAGCAAAAAGAUUUUAUAAGAUUUAAUUUCUAAAGUAUUAUUAUUUGUUGAAAUAAAUGUACACGAAGUACGGCAUUUAUUUGGAA